CAUUUUUCGUCCAGUGGCACCGGUGUAUCAACACCAUUCAAGCUGCAGCUGUCGCUUGUACGAGGGCCUGCCGGUUCACUUAAACCCGUCUUUUACGAAUCCACUGCUGAGUUUCCGAUAUGGGUAAUCGGGAUGAUUUAGUAUAUCAAGCUAAGCUUGCUGAACAAGCGGAGAGAUACGACGAAAUGGUUGACUCCAUGAAAAAGGUGGCUGGAAUGGACGUUGAGCUCACAGUUGAAGAGCGGAACCUGCUAUCAGUGGCGUACAAGAAUGUUAUUGGUGCAAGAAGAGCUUCCUGGAGAAUAAUUAGUAGUAUUGAGCAGAAAGAAGAAAGUAAGGGUGGAGAAGAUAAAUUGAAAAUGAUCCGGGAGUACAGGCAAACGGUUGAGACUGAGCUGAAGUCAAUUUGCAAUGACAUCCUGGAUGUUUUGGAUAAGCACCUAAUUCCAGCUGCUAAUUCAGGAGAGUCCAAGGUCUUCUACUACAAAAUGAAGGGUGAUUACCACAGGUAUCUCGCUGAGUUUGCCACCGGAAAUGACAGGAAGGAGGCUGCAGAAAAUAGUUUGGUCGCUUACAAAGCUGCUAGUGAUAUUGCAAUGACAGACCUUCAGCCUACGCACCCCAUUCGCUUAGGACUUGCUCUUAACUUCUCUGUAUUCUACUAUGAAAUCCUCAAUUCUCCUGACCGUGCUUGCAGGUUGGCAAAGGCAGCAUUUGAUGAUGCAAUUGCUGAGCUGGACACAUUGAGUGAAGAAAGCUACAAGGACUCCACACUCAUCAUGCAGUUGUUACGUGAUAAUUUGACACUAUGGACUUCAGAUAUGCAGGGAGAUGAUUCCUAAAGGAAAAUAUGUUAAUUGCCCACAAACUGUAUUUGUGAGGAACAGAAUAAAGAGGCUCUGCAAGAUGUGGAGGAUGAGCAGCAGUGAGACAUCACAGCCAAUAUGAGACUCCGCCCCACUUCACCCCAUCCCAAACCCCCACUCAUAAAGGUAGCCACCAAGCCCAACCUCAAGAGUGACACUCAACAGCUUAAUGCCUCCAGGUUUUUUGUUUGUCCCCCCCCCCCCCCCGUCAUUUUU
Molecule: messenger RNA, 1082 nt
Organism: Electrophorus electricus (electric eel)
Lineage: Eukaryota; Metazoa; Chordata; Actinopteri; Gymnotiformes; Gymnotidae
Gene: ywhae1
Product: tyrosine 3-monooxygenase/tryptophan 5-monooxygenase activation protein, epsilon polypeptide 1
Source: RefSeq, a predicted model, not a curated record